Molecule: messenger RNA, 489 nt
Organism: Cynara cardunculus var. scolymus (artichoke)
Lineage: Eukaryota; Viridiplantae; Streptophyta; Magnoliopsida; Asterales; Asteraceae
Exons: 1
Coding region: 1-489 (162 amino acids)
Source: RefSeq, a predicted model, not a curated record
AUGAAAGCGGCCCAGGAUCGACAAAAGUCUUACGCGGAUCGUCAUAGAAGGCCGAUCGAGUUCUCGGUCGGUGAUCUAGUAAUGCUGAAGCUUUCUCCAUGGCGUAGUGUACUCCGAUUUAGAAAGCAAGGUAAACUUAGCCCUCGUUUCAUUGGGCCGUUCAAGAUAUUGGAGCUUGUUGGAAAGCAAGUGUAUCGACUUGAGUUGCCAGAAGAACUCACAUGUAUCCAUGAUGUUUUUCAUGUUAGUUAUCUAAGGAAAUGUCUCGCUAAACACGAGGAGGUGGUGCCAAUAACGGAAGUCGAAGUAGACGAGAAACUUAUAUACGUUGAAGAACCCGAAGCUCUCUUAAAUGAACGAACGGUGAAUCUGCGCAACAAGGUUGUGGAACUGGUGUUGGUUAAGUGGAAGAAUCACCAUGGACCAAAUUGGACUUGGGAGAAUAAAGAAGAAAUGAUGGCGAAGUACCCAAYCYUGUUCRAACAAUGA